Messenger RNA from Miscanthus lutarioriparius, 915 nucleotides. The record is from the annotation of a GenBank genome assembly. NCBI's taxonomy places the organism in Eukaryota, Viridiplantae, Streptophyta, Magnoliopsida, Poales, Poaceae.
AUGAGUGCGGAGCUGAAGAGGGACUACGAGAUAGGCGCGGAGAUCGGUCGCGGCCGCUUCGGGGUGGUCCACCGCUGCACGUCCCGCGCCACCGGCGAGGCCUUCGCCGUCAAGUCCGUGGACCGGUCGCAGCUGGCCGACGACCUCGACCGCGAGCUCGCGGAGCUGGAGCCGAAGCUGGCGCAGCUCGCCGGCGCGGGCAACCCCGGCGUGGUGCAGACGCACGCGGUGUACGAGGACGAGGCGUGGACCCACACGGUGAUGGACCUGUGCACGGGCCCGGACCUGCUCGAGUGGUUGGGCCUCCGCCGCGGCGCGCCCGUGCCGGAGCCCCUGGCGGCCGCCAUCGUGGCGCAGGUCGCGCAGGCGCUUGCGCUCUGCCACCACCGCGGGGUCGCCCACCGCGACGUGAAGCCCGACAACAUCCUCAUCGCCGGGAACGACGGCAAGGACGAGGAGGAGGAUGGCGGCGAGGCCGAGGCCGAGACGGCGCCGCUGGCGCCGCGCGUGCGGCUGGCGGACUUCGGGUCGGCGGCGUGGGUGGGCGCCGGUGGGUUCGGGCGCGCGGAGGGCCUGGUGGGGACGCCCCACUACGUGGCGCCCGAGGUGGUGGGCGGCGGCGAGUACGGCGCGAAGGCGGACGUGUGGAGCGCCGGCGUGGUGAUGUACGCGCUGCUCUCCGGCGGCGCGCUCCCCUUCGGCGGCGAGAGCGCCGCGGAGGUGCUGGCGGCCGUGCUGCGGGGUAGCGUGCGGUUCCCGCCCAGGCUGUUCAGCGGGCUGUCGCCCGCGGCCAAGGACCUGAUGAGGCGCAUGAUCUGCCGCGACGAGUGGAGGAGGUUCACCGCCGAGCAGGUCCUCGCUCACCCGUGGAUCGUGAGCGGCGGAGGAGCCCGGGCAAUGGAGCGGCCAACCUGA